Colletotrichum destructivum is the source of this 4448-nucleotide messenger RNA. Its product is annotated as Putative Zinc finger, CCHC-type. Lineage: Eukaryota; Fungi; Ascomycota; Sordariomycetes; Glomerellales; Glomerellaceae. Gene Ontology annotation, biological process: actin filament polymerization. Gene Ontology annotation, molecular function: nucleic acid binding; zinc ion binding. The transcript is spliced from 3 exons. Bases 1815 to 4055 code for a protein of 746 amino acids. Gene Ontology annotation, cellular component: actin filament. The record is from RefSeq and is a predicted model, not a curated record.
CGCUCUUUUUCCUUUUCUUCUACCACCUGACAUCCGCGUCCGUCGCAUGCUCUGUCGACCGGAUCUCUGAUCAAACCCAGCUUUCCCCGUCAUCAAUUCGCUGAGCUCACCCAACUCUCAAUUGCAGUUUCUUAGUCGGUGAUAUUUGGGAGACUACAUGCCUUUGUUGCAGUAGUGGAUCUGCGGUUCUAUUUCCUUGCUUGUUUUUUCAACACAAAUACCCAUUCAUCCCGCCCGCCUGCGUUGCAGCUCGCUUGCUUCUCUUCGUCGCCGUUCCCAGGGACCCAAACAGCAUCUGGGUUUCCAACCGUUGACGAUGCAUGCUUGGUUCACCCCUUUCUCACCCCCGCCUGAUCUGUGGGUUUUCUGGUCGUUUCCGCGUUUCAGUUCGUUGGCUUGCUUUCAUGAUGGCGAGUUCCCACUAGAUGCCCAUGCUCUCUCGCCUUUCUCUUGUCACAAGGCACCAUCUCAGACUCUUAGAAAAAAUCCAACAGUCGUCUCAUACCCUACAUCCCUUGAACGACUCACUCUGCCUUGUUGAACGCAGACCGUUCCGUCGACAUUCCGCCAUCCAUCUGAGCCAUGGUGGCAAUGUAGUUCAAUCCUAGUCUAUGCAUCAUUCUGGGCCUGCCAUCACCGUUUCAGUCAGCCUGUCGCUGCGUUGUCGUACACGGGACCCAUUUUCCACCUACGACAACAGCCGCAGGUUGCCUCGUCUCAGGCAGCCCAACAGGCUUCAGACCGUACAACAGAAACUCCUGUCACUACUACCUCUCUGGGACGUGUUUCGGUCCGAGUUCUCUUUCCUCCAGGCUGUCUCAAAGCCGCGCGUUUGGAGGAUAAGCUAACUCUACAAUCCUGUCUCCCUUCCCCCUCUUGCUUUUCGUCUUGACCCGCUUCGCGUAAAAAGAACGUGUUCGUCUGUCCUGCCACUGCAACUACACCUACCUAGGUGCUUGGCGACAGCAAAAAGUUGCAUGGCUAUGGCUGCUGCUCCUACGCCUGCCUGCUCCUGCUCCUGCCGUCGGUGGGAAAAAGCAACAUGACCGGGCCGAUGGAUUUUCCGGCAUCAUCUCAGCCUUCCGUGGCGGAAGUAGUUGCCGUAGCUGAACUGUGCCUUGCUGGGCAGCAGGUACAGCUAGCCCCACUUUGCACCUGAGUCUGGGCGCGUACAACCUUGGACUGUGGUCAACUUCGUCGCGCUUUCUCCCCGACCUCAUCCCGGCUUAUCGUAUCCCUCCUUGGAAUGCGCCCAACGCGAAUGACGUUUGAACUCUGCAUUCCGGCAGCCUUCUUAUCCUUAGUGUCUUAACAGCGUCAUCCAAAGGUCUCAAUGACGAUCCCGGGCUUGCUCGUUGUGUAGCGAUUCUACCUACAGAAGGCCAUUCAACGGGCGAUGCGCCGCCUCGGCCAGCGCCAGCGUAUUUGCUACCGUAGGGAUCUCUGACUGGCCCUGGGCCGCGAACGUUGAUACCUACUAUACGUCUUGUUUGCCAGCUCCCGGCGCAUCGCGAAUACCAAGGUUGGCUGUCCUGUUUCCUUGGCUCUGACUCUGCUUCUCAUGCAACCCACCAGGCCUUCUUCCCUCCUUUCAUUCUCCUUAGAGGCCCGGAACGAAAUCCAGUUUCCAAGAUCCAGCACCUCAACGAGGUUUCGCUUGCCCGGAACAUUCUCGCUUAUCUCCCUCUCCUUUCGGGAAGGAAGUAACCUCGCCCUUCGUUUACUACCCUUUCACGCCCCGGCCGAGUCGUCUUGUGACUUUGCCCUCGGAUCGGAGACGCCUUAGUCCCUGUUCCGGCGAACCUUUCGCUAGCAUGACAGACCGCGCACCCGGCUCGGGACCGGCCACGAAGGAGCCCAGCUGCAUUAACUGUGGCGGUACGGGACACUGGGCCGUGGCUUGCCCCGAGCCCGUGAGAGCCAAACCAGCUGGCCUGUCUCGAAGAAACACUUCAACCAGCCAUGAUCACGCCCGAGGAGGAGACCAUCAGCACGGCGGAAGACGACCAGGUGCCGUUGUGACCAAAUAUCCAGCUCCACCCACCGGCAAUCCGAUCGUCACUCGCUACGGUCCGCCACCGCCGGGUCAGCCCCUUGCUCCUCCGUACCCCGGCCCCCCGCAGCCCUACCCGUCUUAUCCACCCCCGCCGAAUGGCUAUGCGCCCCCGCCACCGGGUAGUUACCCUGGUUACCCCCAGUAUUCAACCCCGCCGCCGCCGCCGGCUCCUCCUCCUGGUGCUUAUCCACCACCGUCCGGCCCUCCCGCGUCAUCGGGGCCGUAUCACUACCCAGUUCCUAGCCAGUAUGGCGGUUCUCCGCCAGGACCUCCUGGGCCUCCCCCUUCUUAUCAGCCACCACCGCAUUAUCCCUCCGGCGGUUCAUAUGCUCCCUCAUACUCCCCUCCGUCUGGAUAUCAUCCUGCCCCUGCCCCUCCCUCUUCCAGUCACUACCCUCCGCCAUAUAAUUCCACAUCCACGUCACCAGGCGGCUACUCUUCAUCCACAUACGGGCCACCGCCAGUUCAGCCGCUUUAUGGAGCCCAACCAGGACCUCCUCCACCCCCGCCUUCAUAUGCCCAGCCAUACGGACCACCUGAGUCUGGAUACGGGCCUUUGCCUUCCCUACCCGCUCCUCCACGUACUAUACCGCCACGUCUACCUCCAGGCCUGCCUUCAGGUCUACCACCAAUCCCUCCUCACCGGAAUCAGUUGCCGCGAGAUCGACAUGGACGGCAUCGUCAAGGCCAAAACAACCGACCAGACCGCUCCCGCAAGACCAACAAGCAUGGCAACCCUAAACGCGAUGCGUCACAACCCAAGCCGAAAAUGGGCGGCACAAAAGAGAAGCAGGUGCCAGCCCGAGUCGAGUCCGAGCCGAAGGUCUUGAAGACAACACCAGUGCCAAGCACGACGCCUGAAAGCCGACACGCUAACACGGUCUCUGAGGAAGGCGUAGAUGAUGACGAAGCGGAUUGGAAGUGGGAGGAGGAGAUGAUAUUCAAAGAGACGGACAAACCCCACCAGCCAGACCCAAUAGCGAAGCCACUCCCUGGCCCAGAAGGGUACCACGAUAACAUCAUGUUGCCUCCAGCAUGGAACGCGACUUGCAUUCAGUCUGAAUUUGUCACGGAAGAGAACCUCGUGGAGUUUUCGCGGCCCGUCCGAGAGACCGAGCGCUUUGCAUCUCUGCAACUUGACCCAGCUUUCUGGAGAAGUCCAGUUGAUUCAAAGAUAGUCAAGCAACAACCCGAGGUGCGGGACAAGCCCAUCACGUUCAAGUCUGUUCGACUACCCGGUUUCCCUUCCCUCCCACCGAAACCACCAACCCCGGAGAACCGCGACUACCGACCGAUGAACAGCCGCAAACGUACGUGGGAAGACUCGCCAUACAAGAGCUCGCUCGCCACAGGUAACCAAGAGGGUGGCGAGUGGGGAGAUCACCGCCACAAACGACACAGAGGUGACUCGCACUCAGGCUACGAUACUGCGUCACCCCACAACCGAAGGACCAGGGAAGACUCUCGUCCAAUUGACCGAUACCGCUCUCAAAAGUUAGAUCGUGUCGAUUCUGAUCCCGCUCAAAUGCUCCUGAAAUCCCUGGAAGAUCCCUACGACGCCGGUCCUUCCAGACGACAUGAUGGAGAGAAGCUGUCGAUUCGCCAGGACUCCGUCUAUUAUAGCUCCCGACACGCCAGACACCAUACCUUAACCAACAGUACGCGCGAAGGAGGGCGGACAUCGCCACCGUCAGGAACAUCCCCGCCAGAGAGAAACCCUCGGGGCAGACACGCUUCGAGAUCUCGGUCCCGUUCGCGUCGUUCCCCUCGCCGCGGGUCACAUAGCAGCCAAGCCGAAUCACGCCCAGCAUCUAGGCAAUCUGUGGCCUCAUUCGUGUCCCAUGGCACCGAAGAUUCCGAACUGUCGGCCCUCGAAGCCGAACUUCUGGGCAUCGCUCCUAAAUCAAAAGAGGGCACGGAAGGCAAGCUUGGAGACCACGCCACAAAGCUCCGCAAGCGCGUGCAAAAGGUCGACUCGGCUUACGGCCGUCGAUGGUAACUCAAGCUAGCCUUUUCUACAUCUAUGUUUGAGCAAUGGACCCGGCCACGCAGCAUACAGAUUGACAAUCCCAAGAGUAGGGUGACGGGUAACAUCUUCGCCGAUUCAUCGCUGUUUCAUUACUCAAAUACGAACACGAAGGACCUCGCCCUUGUAAGCUUCAAUACCACUGCAUUACAGCAAAACCCGACAUGAGGACGGCGUCUGUCGGCGGCCGAGAAAACCGCUUCAGCUUGGGAACGGCGUUUGUUGCGUGCAUCUUGAGAGAUGUUGGAUGUUGGCAGCCCGGCCCUUGUCGCUUUAGAUGUCUUCGCACACUCCAGGGAGCCAUGCAUAUAUGGCCGUAUUAAAACCAAGGUGUUCAACCUAGAUUUGAAAUGUUAAAUUGUCCAU